Molecule: messenger RNA, 2858 nt
Organism: Fukomys damarensis (Damara mole-rat)
Lineage: Eukaryota; Metazoa; Chordata; Mammalia; Rodentia; Bathyergidae
Gene: Spata6l
Product: spermatogenesis associated 6 like
Exons: 9
Coding region: 1998-2846 (282 amino acids)
Biological process (GO): spermatogenesis
Molecular function (GO): myosin light chain binding
Source: RefSeq, a predicted model, not a curated record
CGUAUUAAUUUUAAAUAUAUUAAUUAUUUUUGAUGUGUGUUUGUGUGUGGGAGGGGGCACAGAGACUGAACUCAAGGAGCACAGAACUACAUCUCCAGCCCUUCUUUAUGUUUUAGUUUGAGCCAGGAUCUCAUUAAGUUGCAGUCAAAACGUCAUUCUUCCUGACUCCUGAAUAGCUGGGAUUAUAGGAAUGCACCGAUGUGUUAAUUAGCAUCUGUAGAUGGCAAAGUGCAGGAGGGAAGGAAUUAUAUUCAUCUAGUUCACUAGUGCACAUCCAAUGUCUGGAACUCUGGGCACAUAGUAGGUUCUCAAUGAGCGUUUCUAAAGGCAAUUGAAAAUGACUGAGAGGGGGACCUGGGAUGUAGCUCAAUGGUAGAGCCCUUGCCUAUAAUGUGCAUAGACCCUGGGUUCAAUCCCCAGGUCUGCGGGGCGGGGGAGAAAAAGGCUGAGAUCAACUUGAAAAAGAUUUUAGAGAAUAUUUAGUCUUUUUCUCUUUCACAUUUGUGGACACUGACUCUCAAGGAGGCUAACGCUUACUGAGUGGCUAAUGCAAGCAGGUGCUUAAGUAAAUGAUCUCAUUUUAAUCCUCGUGUUCUCUUGAAUAGAUGAACAUCAGGAUUAUGUCUAUCAAGUACCCACCGUGCUCCAGGCUCUGUCCUGGAGGUUUGGGGCUGCUGCACUGUAUCACUCUUCUCUGAACGUCAUUGGGAUUUGAUGCAAAAAUGUCUGUCUGUAAUGAUAUGUCAAAGGGCCUGUGACAGAUGCCAACAGUGUGGCCCCUUUUCAGAGAGGAUUGUCUUGGCUGGGUGCUAUACUUUCAGCUUGCUAAGUUCAAACUUUUCUUGAAAGCUGUGCCAGCCAUAGGACAAUAAACACAAAAGCAGCCAGCAUCGCUGCUUUUAUGGAGGAUUCAUAGAAGUAGAUCAUAAAUAAAUACACCAACCAAAACAUGAGUGAUGUGUAUUAUUUUGAAGAUAAAAGAGGGAGGUGACUAGAGCUGCUAGUUAGAAAGCUGCUAACUUUCUGACGGUACGCCAGGUACCUGAGUCUGUCACGUGAUAGGAGGGAGCCAGCCAUUCAGAUCUGGGGAAGAAACAUUGGUACAGCAGGAGCUGUAGGGCAACGUUCUAAGGCGGAGUGAACUUGGUGUGUUUGAGGGACAGAGGGAAUAGGAGCAGGGAUUUAGGGGAUGACCAAGGGCAGAGGUAAUAAAUGAAGUAGGAGGGACAAUGAGAGAUUGUAUCGAGACGUGAAGGCUAGGGCAAAGUGCUCGGAUUUUGUUCCGCUAUGAUGGGAAACCUAUUCGGUUAUAAGUAGGCAAAAUGCACAGUCAGAGGUAUUGAAGACAAACAAGUGUGUGGAGUAUGGAUUUGAGAACAGGGAGGAUGGAAGCAGAGAAAUCACCUAGCACGCCAUGGCAGUGGUCCGGGAGAGAGGCAGGGGGUGGGUUCUGGAUCAGGGUCUACAGGGAGCGCGAGCAUUUAUUUUGGAGACGAGUCAGAAGGUCUUGCCAGUGGAUUGAUAUGGAGUGGAAGCAGUGGCAAGGGUAAAUCCUAGAGUUUGGCUCGGAUGACUGGUACUAGUUUUCCGUGGCGAGCUGGAUGGAGCACUGAUCGAGUCCUAUUUUGGACCUAUAAGGCUGGAUGUAGUGUACGGCAUGUAGAGUGAAAGGUGAAAGGUAAAUAGGUUCCCAACAGGAUGAGAAGGAAGUACAUUUCAGAGGAGUGGAGAUCCGUCACCAUUCCAUUGUGGCUAGAAAGGCGGGGUGGAAACGAUACUGUGACCAAGAAAAUAUAGUACUUCCUUUCUGUGCUUUGAUCCUUUCCUCAAUGGAACCCCGAUGCUCAUAUUGAAUGAACUAAGUCGGAAGGAGAAAUUAAUCCAUCAUAUCAUUUGCGUGGGAAGAGCUGGCGUAUUAUGAAGAAAACACACGAGAUUUUCUUUUCCCUGAGCCCAAGCUGACACCUUCCUACCCUGGAACACAUAGGGAGCUGCUCAUGAAGACAACCAGAGGUUUUCCAGGCAUUGCUCCCAAGUUAGAGUUUUCUACAAGGACAGCCAUCCGAGAAUGUGUGUUUCUACAGAGAAACAGAUUUCUUGAAGAAAGAUAUAAGUCGCGAAGGCCUUUCUCAGCAUCAUAUGGACCAGUAUUCCCCUUAAAUAAUACAAAGAUGAAGCUGAAGGAUAAUAAUCUUGACAGACUACCCAAAGGCACGCAGUCCUGGGCACCCUCUCCAUAUUCCACCAGGCCUUGCUUCCUGGACCAGCCGGCUGAAGUGAACCUUGGAAAUACCUUCCAGUUCUCUGGAGAAAGGAGGCCUCCAUUUGUGAUUAGACAUGUGGACAGUGCAAAGCCCUUUGGUGAGAAUAUAUUAGAGCCUCAUCCACAGAAGUCUAGAAGAAAACCUAAAUCUUCAAACUUUCCGUUUCCAAUGAAAAGCGCUUCUUCUCUUGACUGCCUUGCAGCAAACGUAAAGGUUAUGAGAGAGCCAGAUGAACGGAUUAUUUUAAGGAAUGAGUCACCAUCACCUUUAGAUUCACGUAAUUUUGGAAAGUCCUCACCCUAUAACCAGGGGGAUGCUGAUUUACACCGGGAAACUUCAUUUGCCAGCUGCCAGCAUUUCAGAUCUCCCAGCCCUCUGGAUCAGCCUCCACUCCAAGAAAGAUGCCAUCCUAGUUCUCAGUCCACAUGGAAGAAGAUCCAUGAAAGGGUAUGCAGUCUUCUGAAGUCCCACAGAGUUCAGCAGCGUGCAAAGGAAGACUGUAACUCGGAAGUAACUUACAUCCUUGAAAGACCAAACUAUCCUCUGAAGAAAUACCCACAGCAUGAACAGAGAUAUUUUUAACUGCUGUCUUAU